UGUCACUCCAGACCAGGGAGUGUAGGCCUCUAUCUAGGCUCUGUUUCCUCUCUGGGGACACCAGGUCCUAGGCAAGAGAACUCGGCAGGCUCUCCUCAUGGCAGUCUUAUUCCUCCUCCUUCUGUUCCUCUGUGGAUGCCCCCAGGCUGCUGCAGACAACAUCCAGGACAUCUAUUCAGCCUUGGGAGAAGCAGUGGAGCUGCCAUGUCCCUCACCACACACCCUGCAUGGGGAUGAACUCCUGUCCUGGUUCCGCAGCCCUGCAGCAGGCUCCUCUACUGCCCUGGUGGCCCAAGUCCAAGUGGCCAGGCCAGCCCCAGACCCUUGGAAGUCUGGAAGAGAAUCCAGGUUCAAACUGCUGGGGAACUACUCUUUGUGGCUGGAAGAGUCUAAGGAGGGAGACGCUGGGCGGUACUGGUGCGCUGUGCUGGGUCAGCGCCACAAGUACCAGAACUGGAGGGUGUACGAUGUCUCUGUGCUCAAAGGAUCCCAGUUAUCUGCAAGGGCUGCAGAUGGAUCCCCCUGUUCUGUCCUCCUGUGCUCUGUGGUCCCCGCCAGACGCCUGGACUCUGUGACCUGGCUGGAGGGGAAGGGUCCUGUGACGGGCCGUGUGCAGUCCUUCUGGAGUGAAGGGGCUGCCCUGCUCUUGGUGUGUCCUGGGGAGGGGCUUCCUGAGCCCAGGGGCUGGAGACCAAGGAUCAUCCGCUGCCUCUUGCCUCAGAACAAAGGGGUCAGCUUUAACCUGGCAGCCUCCCUGGAUGCCUCCCCUGCCCUCUGUGCCCCUUCCACAGGCUGGGAUGUGUCCUGGAUCCUGAUGCUGUUGCUCACAGCAGGCCAGGGGUUCACCAUCCUGGUCCUCAGUAUCAUGCUCUGGAGGCGGAGGAUCCAGGGGGCUCAGUGCAAAGGUGCCUCAAUUCCUCAGUUUGAACCUGAAAUCCAGGUCUAUGAGAACAUCCAUUUGACCCGUCUCAGCUCCAUGCUCCAGGGGAUCUCCAGCCCACCUUUACCCAGUGCCCCACAGAGGAACAGGAUUCAAGAGAAGGUGCUGGAGGACAGCAGUGGCAGAGGCCCUAGCAGCUCCUGCAAAGAGAUAGUGACCAUCUAUGGUGAGAGCAAAUUCUGUGGCUUCCUGGAGCACAAUUCCCAACCAGGCCUGGGACAGAGCAAGCUAUCUGGAAGUCCCUCAGGGCCCUUGACUCAUCACCACCCAGCCUGCAUGGCAGCCCAUCAUUGCAGUCAAGUGGAGUCAGUUGGAGAUGUGACUUACACAACCCACAGGGACUGCUGCGUUGGAGACCUGUGCAACAGCGCUGUGGCAAGAACUGUGGCCCCGGCCUGAAUCUUGGCUGCAGCAGCCACCACGUUGGCCUGGGUCUUACAAGGACUGUGGAGAGGGUAG
This is a messenger RNA of Pteropus alecto (black flying fox), 1399 nucleotides long. Its product is annotated as lymphocyte antigen 6 family member G6F. NCBI's taxonomy places the organism in Eukaryota, Metazoa, Chordata, Mammalia, Chiroptera, Pteropodidae. The record is from RefSeq and is a predicted model, not a curated record.